This is a messenger RNA of Juglans microcarpa x Juglans regia, 1809 nucleotides long. RefSeq names its product kinesin-like protein KIN-4C. Gene Ontology annotation, biological process: microtubule-based movement; mitotic spindle organization. NCBI's taxonomy places the organism in Eukaryota, Viridiplantae, Streptophyta, Magnoliopsida, Fagales, Juglandaceae. The coding region runs from base 1264 to 1533 and encodes 89 amino acids. The record is from RefSeq and is a predicted model, not a curated record. The transcript is spliced from 3 exons. Gene Ontology annotation, molecular function: ATP binding; microtubule binding; microtubule motor activity.
UUCCAUGCAUGCUCAAAUCUGUUCGCUCCCAGAAAACAUAACAGGUCUAACCCAGAAUGCUAACAGCUAAUUUCUCAAAAUCUAAAGAAACAUAGCUUGUGAUAAAAUAUAUACAUAAAUAGUGUCAUGGCAUGUGAUGAUAAUGGACCCAUCUGGUUUUAGAUUCUUGGAAUGUUAUUUUGGUUUUUUGUCACAAAAUUAAAGACCAAAUCAGCAUUGAACAAAAAGUAUUAGAAAUUAUAACAAUGAUCACAAAUAUGUAACAAAAAAAAAUAUUCCACCAGUAAAGAAUGAAUAAUGAUGUGGUUGAAGAGGCACAUGGUUAGAUUUGAUUGAUACAUAUGAAAGAAUAAUGUGGGCUACUCUCCUAGUUCAAUAUUUUUAAUUUGCUAUUGUUAAUACCUUCGGGAUAUGUCGUGCGUGCCACUUGGAACUUAUUGCAAAUAAGUCCCUGUGAAUUUGCGUAGCUGUUAGCAUUAUAUAUUAGUAAGUAUGACUUUUUUUUAGUGGAUUGUAGCUGCAGGUAUAUACGUAGCUAUUAGUGUAUGUGUUAUUGUCAUGACUUUUUUUUCCCCUUAGUUGAUACAUGUAUAAACAAUGAAGCUUUAACAUGCAAAGACGCUGAAGUUCAAAAGCCUGCUUUCCAACGAGAGGAUUGAUGCUCACUUGAUAAUGCAUAUUUUAUGGAACUGUCAUUGCAGUUGACAAAUUGGAAGUUGAAGAAUUUUGAGAUGUUUAAAUUUGUAGCGUAAUCUGUUUGGCAUUAGGUUAUAUCCAAAUUUGGUAUUUUGCUGUUUGUAGUGGUUUGAGAAUUAUUGUAUCCAACCUUAGUGUAAUUAUUUUGAUUUUAAGAAUAGAUGGAUGUGAAUGCGUAGGCAAAUUAUGGGUUACAGAUGAGUUGGAGAAUUAUUUGCCAGUUGAUGAAUGUAGUUUUGAAAGUUAGAGUUGAUGGAUGUAAUUUUUCUUGUACACGUUUUGAAUUACUUCUACAGAUUUGAUGAAUGUAAUUUUUCUUGUAAUGCAUUGCUUAUGCUAGGUAUUGAAAGUGAUUGAAUACAUUCUGUUUUCCCUCUCCCACCAUACCAAGAUGAUUCAGGUGCUAAAACUCCACGUUGGUUGAGGUUUUAUAUAGGAUAUGUAAUUAUUUAUUUCCUUCCUUUAUUUAAAAUGAGUUUGUUUCACCAAGAGCUUUUAGAAUAAUCUGGAAAUUGCUGAAGAUGAAUUUAGAACCUUUUUUUCUCUCUAUUGCUUCAUAAUUUGUUUAUGAUUGAAGCUUGUGUCAGUCCUACUGAUACAAAUGUUGAGGAAACAAUAAACACUCUGAAGUAUGCAAAUCGUGCUCAUAACAUUCAGAACAGGGCAGUUAUCAACCGUGAUCCAAUGGCAGCUCAGGAGCAGAGAAUGAGGAGACAAAUUGAGCAGUCGCAGGCUGAGCUUCUAUUUUAUCGUGGGGAUGUCGGUUCACUAUUUGAGGAACUCCAGUAUUACAAAAAGAAGAUUCAGGAGCUAGAACAUGAGAAUAAGUCUUUGUGAGCCAGUGCUGUUUCUGUGAAUGAUAGGUCAUUCUACUAAGUCAUUCUCUACUCCAUUAUUAAUUGGAAGGAAUAUAUUGAGGAACUGAGAUGCAAUCUUGCAAAUAUUUCAUCGACUCUUGAUGAUGGUGCUCAAAAGUUGAAUAUCCUGGAGGCACAGGUGAAUAUUGAAUCGCCCCUGCCAUCUCAAGUCUCAAUGGCAUUCGUAGUUCUGAGAGACUAGACUCAUGCUUUGGGUUGCAAGUUGCUCAAGUUUUGAGACAAAAACAUAGAACCG